CUAGGUAGGUUUAUUUGGGCUCUCUCUCCCCAUCCUCCUCCCAUUCUAAGCGAUCCAUCCUGUCCCCUUUCCUUCAAACUUCAAACUUCAACCUCCCUACUCCCUCAAUCUUUUCGUCGCCUGCCUAUUCUGUUUCACGACCAUUUGUCUCUUCUCGAGAGUCGUGGCCCCGCCUCCCCCGAGCAGUAUAGGUUUGCGCAAAUACGUGCUCUGUAUACAUUUUCUGUUGGCGCUCCUCUCCUGCACUCCUGAGGUUGAUUUACUGGGAAUCUUCCUGGCCUUAAUUAUUUCGCCGGACCUCCUGUAACAUAGCUUAUCCCUUGACAUAAUGGCCGCUCGUCAUUCCCGCAGACUCUUACGGCCUCUGCUUUAUACUUCGGCCGCAGCGGCUGCAGGAGCUGGUGUUCUGUACAUCUCCUACCGUCCUCGCAACAUCCCUGGCUCGGAAGCUCCCGCUGUACCACCCCCGGGUUAUCAUGAGGGGAAACUUGUGCCGCCGAGCUUUCCCUCAAUUAAAUCGCGUCUGGAACAGAUUCAGGAUUUGAGGCGCAGUUCCAGUGGUGAUGAUUCCGAUGUGUAUGACCUCCUUGUUAUCGGUGCUGGCGCCACUGGGUCAGGCAUCGCCUUAGAUGCAGCGACACGAGGUUUAAAGGUGGCGGUUGUCGAAAGAGACGACUUCAGCUCUGGGACAAGCAGUAAGAGCACAAAACUGGUACACGGCGGCGUCCGCUACCUGGAAAAGGCCGUGUGGGAACUAGAUUAUAGCCAGUACAAACUUGUCAAGGAAGCGCUAAGGGAGCGCAAGUACUUUUUGAACACUGCUCCUCACCUCUCCAGCUGGCUUCCUAUCAUGGUUCCCGUUCAGAAGUGGUGGCAAGCUCCCUAUUUCUGGGUUGGUACUAAGUUUUAUGACUACUUGGCUGGGUCGGAAGGAAUUGAGAGCUCCUAUUUCCUGCCUAAGAGCAAGGCUAUUGAUGCAUUUCCUAUGCUGAGAAAAGAUAAUAUGAUUGGUGCCAUGGUUUACUACGAUGGCGCUCACAACGACUCUCGUAUGAACGUGUCUCUUGCGAUGACAGCUGCAUUGUAUGGAAGCACUGUUGUGAAUCACAUGCAGGUCACAGGCCUCACCAAAGAUGCCUCGGGCAAGCUAAAUGGGGCACGAGUGAAGGAUAUCAUACCAGGAAAAAAUGGCCAAGAGGAAGGUGAAUUUACUAUACGGGCCAAAGGCAUUAUCAAUGCGACCGGUCCGUUCACCGACUCCAUCAGAAAGAUGGAUGAGCCUAAUGUGAAAGAAAUUGUCGCACCUAGUUCUGGGGUUCAUGUUAUCUUACCUGGAUAUUAUAGUCCCUCGAACAUGGGUCUCAUUGACCCUUCCACGUCCGAUGGCCGCGUCAUCUUCUUCCUUCCAUGGCAGGGGAACACGAUUGCUGGGACCACUGAUCAACCUACUGAAAUCACGACUCAACCAGAGCCGUCUGAAAAGGACAUCAACUGGAUUCUGUCGGAAGUCCGUGGCUACAUAGCCCCUGAUAUCAACGUUGAGCGGAGUGACGUGCUGGCAGCAUGGUCUGGAAUUCGGCCUUUGGUUCGUGAUCCUAAGGUGAAGAGCUCUGAAGCAUUGGUUCGCAACCAUCUGAUUACUGUUUCUCCGUCCGGGCUGUUGACAUGUGCGGGAGGGAAAUGGACGACUUACCGCCAAAUGGCAGAAGAAGCUGUAGACGAGGCGAUUGGUGUUUUCAAUCUUACGCCCCGCCAUGUCUCCCAAGCUCCAGAUAUUAGUGGUGUUGGAGGCAGCGGUUUGGUGGCUGAUGGUGCCGUUCUUGACGGGUCAUGUCAGACACACCAGGUCCGCUUGAUUGGAGCUCACGGGUAUUCUAAAACACUGUUUAUCAACCUCAUUCAACAUUUUGGUCUCGAGACCGAUGUGGCCCAGCAUCUAACGCAAUCAUAUGGUGAUCGCGCUUGGCAGGUGGCAGCGUUGUCUUCACCGACAAACGCCCGCUUCCCUAUUCGUGGCCGACGUAUUUCUGCAUUAUACCCCUUCAUCGAUGGCGAGGUUCGCUAUGCUGUUCGCCAUGAAUACGCUCAAACUGCCGUUGAUGUCAUUGCUCGCAGAACUCGAUUGGCAUUCCUCAACGCUGAGGCAGCACUGGAAGCCCUUCCCAGUAUCAUUGACUUGAUGAGUGAGGAACUCAAUUGGGAUACCAAAAGAAGAGACCUCGAGUGGAAAGAAAGUGUUAGUUUCCUCUCAUCAAUGGGGCUCCCCAAGAACUUCCUUGGAUUGUCUAGGGCUCAGGUCGAGGCGGGUAAAGUGAAACAGGUGGAUUCUGCGGAACACCAAGCGUCCUCCAGAACUGACCCCCCCGCAGAUGUGCUUAAUAGUGACCUCCGCCCUGAGACUUCUGUGGCUUCUGAAGCAUCAAGUCACUUGAUAAGUUCUGAAUCCGCUGCGAAUAAAUAGAAAAUCAUGAUAUAUAGAGCGGUCGUGUAUAAGUGUAUAAUAAAGCCGUCAUAAUGGAAGAAUAUGUACAAUGGUUGUCAUUAACGUGCCUUUCAGAUCUGUCUAUGCGUGUUUCAGACAGCCGCACCACUGAUUUCUUAGUAGGGUUGACCAUGCAGAACAUUGCCCAAGAGACUUACAUCACGAAGCAUGUGGCUAAGUUUCGCAUGCUCUAGAUAUAGAUAGCUCUUUGUCGGGUGACCAUAUCCUGAUGUUCUCUAAUUGGUGAAAGUCCUCUUUGGACAUAACACAUACACAGACGUGUUUCCUGUCGCCCAUUCCGUAUUCUAUACUUGUGGGUUGUCUCGAAGGGUAAGUCCAAGAUGUCAUUUGUCACCGGCCAGACUCAUCCGCAUAGCUGAUUUGGGAUACCACAUUGACAACGAGACUGAGGCAUAUAACCCCGUCCCGCAACCUCGCGCCUCUUAUGAGUUUUGCUACGAGUGGAUGUAUAUGAUUUUGGGAAAUCAUUGACAGUAUGGUAGAACCGUUCCUGUAAUGGAGCUGCU
Messenger RNA from Aspergillus pseudonomiae, 3009 nucleotides. Its product is annotated as glycerol-3-phosphate dehydrogenase GUT2. Bases 329 to 2461 code for a protein of 710 amino acids. NCBI's taxonomy places the organism in Eukaryota, Fungi, Ascomycota, Eurotiomycetes, Eurotiales, Aspergillaceae. The transcript has 5 exons. Gene Ontology annotation, molecular function: glycerol-3-phosphate dehydrogenase (quinone) activity. Gene Ontology annotation, cellular component: mitochondrion; glycerol-3-phosphate dehydrogenase (FAD) complex. The record is from RefSeq and is a predicted model, not a curated record. Gene Ontology annotation, biological process: glycerol-3-phosphate metabolic process.